AUGAGUGGUGUGAGUAGAGAUGCCCCUAUCGGGGUGCAAUUCAUACAAAAACUUAGUUUGAGAUGCUGCCCACGAGUUCAAGUCAACAAAUUAUUGUGCUACCAAGCCAGCGUCCUGAUUCUGACAUUCUUCACAUAUAUGACGUACCAUCUGACCCGAAAACCCAUAUCCGUGGUCAAGAAUGUGCUCCACCAGAACUGCUCGGCGCUCACACCGCCUCCAGGGACCGACCCAAAUGAUGACCAGUGGUGCAACUGGGCGCCUUUUAAUACGACAGAUGCGAACACAUUGUUAGGAGCCCUCGACUCUGCCUUUCUAUUCUCUUACGCUGGUGCCAUGUUUGUCUCAGGUAUGAUCGCUGAGAGAGUGGACCUCCGCUACUUCUUAUCAAUAGGGAUGCUUAUGUCGGCCAUAUUCUGCUACCUGUUCGGAAUAGGCAGGACGUACAGCAUACACAAUAUAUCGUAUUAUUUGUUGGUGCAGGCCGGUGCUGGCAUCGCCCAAACCACGGGGUGGCCUGGCACUGUGGCCAUUGUUGGCAAGUGGUUCGGUAACAGCAAGAAAGGACUUAUAUUUGGCAUCUGGAACUCGCACACGUCUCUUGGAAAUAUACUGGGAACUGUCAUGGCCGCUGCAUAUGUAGACACAGAUUGGGGUCUGUCGUUUAUCUACCCAGGUAUGGUGAUGGGGGCGGUUGGUGCCGUUGUGUGGCUGUUCCUAAUCCCGGAGCCCAGGGCAGUGGGUUUAUCUACAGCCAUCGAUAGACAAUCGCCCACGAGACAGUCAACAAAAUCCGACGAAGAAGACGAGCCAGAUGAUGACGACACUUCCUCAGUGAUCGUCGGAGACCAGGCUGCAAGUUUACGUCCCAACAGACACUCUGCUAACACCUCUCCACCCGAAGAAGCGACUGAACGUACAUCUCUUCUCCGAUCUCCCUCAGCGGGAGCUGAUAGAGGCGGCAGUGCCGUGUCUCUCAGCCGCGCUCUCGCCAUUCCAGGAGUUUUGGAGUUCUCUCUUUCCUUGUUCUUCGCCAAACUCGUCAGUUAUACGUUCUUGUAUUGGCUGCCGGCUUACAUUCACAAUACUUCAGCAAACUUAUCAGCAAAACAGUCAGGCGAAUUGAGUACAGUGUUCGAUGUGGGUGGAGUGGUGGGGGCCAUUCUGGCCGGUUUGGUUGCGGAUUGUACCGCGUGUCCUGCCCUGGUCUGCGUAUGCUUCUACACUGUAUGUGCUCCCAUGCUGUUCGCGUACCAGCUGUUCGGCGCGACGUCGUACGGCGUGAACGUGGUGCUGUUGGUGCUGACGGGCGCGCUGGUGAACGGCCCGUACGCGCUCAUCACCACGGCGGUGAGCGCGGAGCUCGGCACGCACCACUCGCUCGCCGGCAGCGCGCGCGCGCUCGCCACCGUCACCGCCAUCAUCGACGGCACCGGCAGCGUCGGUGCUGCAAUCGGUCCGAUGUUAGCAGGCGUUGUAUCCAGUCAUUCUUGGACACAUGUGUUUUAUAUGCUCAUAGCGUGUAACUUCAUGGCUCUGUUCCUAUUACUCAGGAUAGCCCGAAGCGAAGUAUUGCGCCUGCGCCAGGAGAGGCGGAUAGCGGCGCCCCCUCGCGUCAGGGUCGAGUGA
Molecule: messenger RNA, 1629 nt
Organism: Arctia plantaginis
Lineage: Eukaryota; Metazoa; Arthropoda; Insecta; Lepidoptera; Erebidae
Source: the annotation of a GenBank genome assembly